Molecule: messenger RNA, 3472 nt
Organism: Linepithema humile (Argentine ant)
Lineage: Eukaryota; Metazoa; Arthropoda; Insecta; Hymenoptera; Formicidae
Gene: ZnT86D
Product: zinc transporter 86D
Biological process (GO): zinc ion import into Golgi lumen; intracellular zinc ion homeostasis
Cellular component (GO): membrane; cytoplasmic vesicle; Golgi apparatus
Molecular function (GO): zinc ion transmembrane transporter activity
Source: RefSeq, a predicted model, not a curated record
CGGAUAACCCUAACCUUUCUACAUGCUUAUUUUCGCUGCUGGACUACUUUUGACAGUGUUAGGAUGCUCGUAAAACACUUAAAUAAUUAAAACGUUUCUUAAAAUUUUUGUGCAAAAUGAUAAUUGUUAAAUAAAUUAAAAAACGACGUCUUUUUUAGGAUAUUUUAAAGACUUUAAAUAUGUCUUUUCAAGACGUUUUUAGGACAUCCUAAAGGUUGGAGACGCGACUCCAUGUAAACCGGAGGGGGGAUUGGCACUCUACGGAUUUUUUGAAGACUGAGCAUCACUGCUGUGCAGCAUGGCGUUCCUCCGUUGUGCACCGUAUGCACGACCCGGUUUUCUGUGCUUUUGACAGCCGGCGAUGCGCCGAACGGCGUAUUAACGUCGCGUAACGAACAUCCUCGCAUUCAUCGCAACGCGGACUAUUUGCACGGAUUUCCAGCACGAUAGAAAGGACAGAUUUUGGCUUGUAGAAUCGACGUCCGUGCGGUUGUAAAAUGCUGCCACUUUCACACAGUCCACGUGACUCACGCUUAAACUUCCGCAGUAGAGUCAAGGAAAAGCUACUGGGUUGGAAACGUUUGAUCUUCUCAGAUCAGAACACUCGAAAUCUGUUCCUGUUCCUGAUUCUCAACUUGUCCUUUGCCUUCGUCGAGUUGUCAUAUGGAAUCUGGACGAACAGCCUCGGCCUUAUCUCCGACAGUUUUCACAUGUUCUUCGACUGCACCGGCUUACUGUUCGGUUUGGCUGCAUCUGUCAUCACAAAAUGGAGAGCGAACGAAAGAUACUCCUAUGGAUAUGUUAGAGCUGAAGUGCUAGGCGGCUUUGUAAAUGGAUUGCUCUUGCUGUUCAUUGCCCUGUUUAUCAUGUCAGAGGCAGUGGAGAGAGCUAUUGAGCCGCCAGAAAUCAAGCAUGAAAGACUCUUUAUGGUUUCCGUGUUGGGACUCUUAGUGAAUUUAGUAGGAAUAUACGCAUUUAAACACGGACAAGGCCAUGGGCAUGGCGGCCAUGGCCACAGUCACAGCCAUGGUGCGGGAGGACACCACGGCCAUUCUCACUCUCGUGACAACAGUCAUGACUAUUCUCAUUUGAAUCAUAAUUACGAUCACCACGUCGAACUGGAUGCAUCAUUCACCGGCACAAACUCUCAGAUCAUGAAAGGCGUGUUCCUGCACAUACUGGCAGACACUCUGGGCUCGGUAGGCGUGAUCGUGUCCGCGGUAUUGAUGCAAACGUUCGGCUGGAUGAUCGCCGAUCCGAUUUGUUCCAUGCUCAUAGCAGUAUUGAUAGUAUUAAGUGUAAUUUCGUUGAUGAAGGAAUCGUGGGAAGUGCUCAUGCAGAGACAGCCAAUGGCACUGGAUUACGCUCUACCGCAUUGCUACAACAAACUGACGCAGAUGCCCGGCGUGUACAGCGUGCAGGAGCCACACUUCUGGACGCUGUGCUCGGAUGUGUACGUCGGAUGCUUGAAACUGGAAGUGGCGCGAGAGGUGGAUCCCAAGUCUGUCGUGAUGGCAACGCAAAAGAUUUUCCAGGCAGCGGGCGUAAGACAGCUUACGGUUCAGCUGGACUAUGCUCCUAUGUGAUCUACGAAAAGCACAAUGCGCGUUGUAGAGUCUUCUUACAAGUAUACCGGAAGUGUAUUUAUCUGUGGCCUCCGUGACGAAGAAGAGACGACGGACACGGCGAUGCCGCAGAAUAUUUUUGCCGCGUCCAACGUCUGUGAUUGUGCGAUCUUGGACAACGAUCAGUAUCGUUUCGGACUACAGAUUGUUUGAGAAUUAUGCAUGCCUUAAAAGAGAACUGCUGACACAGGAUAACAGAGACAUGAUUCCUAAGAAUAUCCAACCGAAUCAAAUUUCUAGCUUAAUGGUUUUUAAAAUGCAAUGUACGAUAAAAAACAAAUCUAUUUCUCAUGUCGAUAUUAUUGAUAUCAAGAGCGACGGCCGAUUACAUUCUCUUCUGUUUCAGAAUUCAUGAGACAAGUGUGUAAUCGGUGUUUGUUCAUCUUUGUAUAAAAAGAUGUUACCAGAGCAAAGACUUAUCUGUUUGUACGAACUUUGACUCGUAACUAUUCAUCUAACUGAGCAUUUCAGAUUCAGGUUUAAUUUAAUUGUUAUGUAAUAUAAGUAGCAUUGCUUAGAUUUUUUAUUUUUGCAAUGAUACUUUAAGGUGCGUUUGUAAGAAUAUUUUUAAUGAAAUCUCCGAAACAACAUGAACGAAAGAAUGUACUGCUAAAUGACUUGUACAUUAUCAUUGUUUAAAUUUGAAAUUAAAUAAUUUUAACAUUGGAAUAGAACCAUGUCAAUGCAGUGGCCAUAACAACCUAAAGACAGUUGUAGAAAACUAAUCACACCUGUAAGAGAGAAAUACUUUCACACGAAAAUAUCCUUUUAUACGAUAAUCUGAGGUAAUUUAUAUUUUCCGUCCAUGCUAAAUGGUGUUUGUACCAUCCUUGUUGCAGCAUUAUGUUGAACCUAGCAUGCGUGGAAUAUUUGUUGAACAGUCAAAUCGGUUGUACAAUUUGUUGGACGUAUUUGUAAUAUUAUUUAUAUAUAGUUUAGAUUUAUAAUGGGUAGGUCAAUAUAUUGAUUGUAGCAAAAUAAAUCACAAAUAUUGUAAAAAUUAACGGAGAAAAUUUGUGAAAUACAUCUGAGCAAAUCUGUAAAAAGCAUUUACAAGAAUUCAAAGGACUUGAAGAACUUGGGACAUAUUUUCUGAAAUAUUUUUUGUCUUGCCACGCAGAAUAAUUUCUUUCUAAACAUGAAUUUUCUGGCCGCUUGAAAGAAUUAUGAUGAUUGAAACACGGUAUCAAUAUCUCUAAAUCUUAGUCUUAUGAUUUAGAAUAUUUAGAUAAUCAUAAUCAGCUCGACAUAGAUAGAGAUUUAGACCAACAAUGACACUGUCAUCGCAUUUCUAAGAAAUUGAAGAAUAAGAGUAGCGACAUUUACAUUCCACGUGUAACAUAUUCAUAUGCAUAGGGAUAUUGAAACAAUUAUACUUCCAAUUGUGAUGACGCAGGCCAAAAUAUUAACCAUUACGUUGCGAAUAGUAGGAUGUCACGAAAAAAUUAUUUCGCUUAUCAAUUGACUUUGUAAAGAAACGCUUCAUCACGGUCGCAUUUAUCGCGGAUUACGUGGUUAGUUAACAUUUUUUUUCCUAGGCAAAUGGAGCGCUGGUGAGAGUGAGUAUUGCUGCAGUGCAGGAGAAAACACAUUAUGUUGCGCAAAUCUGUUAUGUUUUCAUAUUUUCUAAUAUCUUCAUUGUAUAGAUUUAUGAGUGCGCAGAUGCGUGUGAUUAUUAUACAAAAGAAAUAUGUAAAUAAUAAAGAUAUGUACUUAUAAUGGGCUCUCCAUCUUUUAACAAUUCACAACUUUGCGGAUGCCUGUUCGAUCAAUGAUUACGCUUUACAAAAAUUCAGAGCGCGAGUAUAAGUUUUUCACAGUUCGCGAUAAACAGAAAUCGUACGUUU